Molecule: messenger RNA, 704 nt
Organism: Carcharodon carcharias (great white shark)
Lineage: Eukaryota; Metazoa; Chordata; Chondrichthyes; Lamniformes; Lamnidae
Gene: c13h22orf39
Product: chromosome 13 C22orf39 homolog
Exons: 3
Coding region: 65-382 (105 amino acids)
Source: RefSeq, a predicted model, not a curated record
GUGCGAAAAAAUGAUAGAGGUUCCAUGGUGAUUGGCUGUGGUUAAGCUGCUGAAAGGUGAAAGGAUGGCGGAUGGGGUGUUAUGGAGGCCUCCUCGCGUGUGCGAUGAUUACUGGAGUGAGUGGAAGCACUGCCAAAGUCUGGGGAAUCUCUUUCAUCACUACUACACAUAUGGAGAGUUGCCCUCGUGUAAACAGUGGAAGAAAGAUUACAACAGUUGUAUGGAAUGGGAAAAACUUAAGUCUGACGAGGCUAAGAAAGCUUUAUGCCAGAGUGAGAAGAGAAGGUUAGAAGAACAAAAGAGGCACCUUCCAAUCUGGAAGAUGAGGAAGAAUCCACCAGCUGAAUGGCAUCUGCCCCUUAGUGACGGAAAAGGGAAAUAGUGAGUUGAUCAUGCCUGGUGUCACAAGCUUCUGGACAGUUGGGAUAUGAUGCAAUAGGGCCUGUGUAAGUGUGUCAGCUCCUCCCUGAUGUGCAUCCCAUAAUAACAUUGGAUUUAAGAGAACCCAACUGGAAAUGGUGUUCUCAGCCUGAGGACCACCAGUUAACCUGGAUGCACUUUCCUAGGAACUAGGAGGGGUGGUACACCUUCUGUCUUGCAUCUGGUAAUCAGAAUGUUUAUGUAACUGUCUCCAUAGCACAUCCUAUUACCGUGUUGUGGUAAAGAUCUGUGUUCAAUAAAUAAACUAACAUUUUAACUAUGAA